AUGUCGAACCGAAUUGAGAGAGAAACAGGCCAUCAACCACGGAACAACAAACAAAACGUUCCAACGAAACGCAAGACCAUCAUCUUGAUCGAUUUUUUGAGUUCAAAUUGCAAUAAAGCUGAUGAAACUCAGGGAUUGGAAAUGCUUCUGCUGAAAAAGAAAUUCUUAUUGCAACUAUUGGGAAAAACGAAAUGGCUUUUAAAUCGGGAAUUGAAAUAUCAACAUUUCUUUCCUGUUGAGUUUAUGAAUGAUCCUGAAUUUGUGUGGAAUCACAUCAAAAAGUAUGGAUAUGGAUUGAAAUUUGCAUCUACACAAUUAAAAAAAGAUCGAGAUUUUGUAUUGAAAGUGGUUCAACAAAAAGGGUUAGAGUUACAAUAUUCAGAUGACGAUAUUCGCAACGAUAAAGAAGUGGUAUUGGCUGCCGCAAAGGAAACCGGUGUAUCAUUUGGACAUGCUUCAAUAGAACUUCGAUAUUGCAAGGAAUUUGUGUUGGAAGUUGUGAGACAGAAUGGAAUGGCUCUUUUGUGGGCUUUUAAAUUUCGCAAUGACCAAGAAGUUGUGCUCACUGCUGUCAAACAAAAUGGAACUGUAUUGCGAUAUGUCAUCUUCGACAGCUCAAGAAAUUCAAAUUGGUAUGAAACCAUUGCAUUAGAAGCAAUCAAACAAAAUAAGAAGGCACUUCGAUAUGUACCCAAAGAUUUACUUCAAGAUCGUGAUUUCAUGCUUCAAGCUCUCAAAUUAAUAUUUCCAGAAGAGUUUGAAACCUCAGUCUCUUUUGAUUAUUCAUCGAAAGAAAUCAUGAUGAAGAUCAUUCAAGAAUUGGGAUUUUUACUUGAAUUUGUGUCGAAUGAACUCAAACGUGAUCGAGAAAUUGUUUUGAGUGCAGUUAGAAGUGAUGGUCGUUCGUUGAAAUAUGCAUCUAAUGACUUGAAGAACGACAAAGAAAUUGCAUUACUUGCUGUUCAACAAGAUGGUUGGGCGUUGGCAUUUGUGUCUUCAGAUUUGAAGGGAGACAAACAACUGGUGUUGGCUGCUGUAAAUCAACAGGGACAUGCUCUUGAAUAUGCGUCAGAAGAGUUGAAGAACGAUCGGGAAGUGGUCUUGAGUGCAGUAGCUCAAGAUGGAUAUUCAUUGCGUUAUUCUUCCAAUGAGAUGAAGAAAGACAGACAAGUGGUUUUGACAGCUGUAAAACAAAGUUGUGUAGCCAUGGGGAAUGCCGACGAUGAAUUGAAAAACGACGAAGAAAUUUGGUUCGAAGCCAUCAAACAAGAUUUAUCUUGUUUUCGGAAUGUUUCAACGAAAUUAUUAUGUGACAAACCAUUCUUGUUGAAGGCAGCAAAAUUCUGUGGUAACACACUUCUACGAUACACACCCAAAGAAAUUACAGAUGAUCAUGAAUUUAUGGUGAAACUUCGAGAAGAAAUCAAAAGAUCUGGAUUUGUUUCAGAGUAUAAUGAGCAAUUAUAUCAUGAAAGAAUGGAAUACCUUUAUUAUGGAGUUUAUUUGGGAACAAUUCGAAAUCACUAA
Molecule: messenger RNA, 1527 nt
Organism: Naegleria lovaniensis
Lineage: Eukaryota; Heterolobosea; Eutetramitea; Acrasida; Naegleriidae
Exons: 1
Coding region: 1-1527 (508 amino acids)
Source: RefSeq, a predicted model, not a curated record